CUGGGGACUUUGUCAAAAAAAAAAAAAAAUUUUUUUUUUGUUCUGGGCCAAUUUUUUUUUAUUAAAGGAGGUAUUUUUGUUUUGUUUUGUAAUAAAAAGGAUGGGGAUUUGGGGGGUGACGGCCGAUGGACUGGUAGUGCUCCCGUCGUACUGCUCCGGGUUCAGGUCACCGCCUAUGGAGUUUAAGCUCCUCUCCUCCUCCGACCACAGAGCCCACCUCUUCACCAAGAUCUAUCCCUCUAUAGUCUGGCCAAAAAUUGGAAUCCGAUUGGAAAAUCAGCGAGGGAGAAGUGUAAAAGUGAGAGCCACAGGAAGUUCUGGAGAGGGUCAGUCUCCAAUUGCUCCUCUUCAGUGUGAGUCACCAACAGGACAACUUUUGUCACAGAUAAUACAGACCCAUCCUCAUCUACUUCCAGCGGCCAUUGAUCAGCAGCUUGAAUUGCUUCAAUCAGAUCGAGAUGCUCAAAAGAAAGAAACUCCACCGAAAUCUCAAGAUCUUCUCCUUUAUAGGAGAAUCGCCGAAGUGAAGAACAAGGAAAGACAAAGAACUCUCGAGGAGAUCAUCUACUGCUUCAUCAUUCACAAAUUCACAGAGAACAACAUCUCUAUGAUCCCAUCACUAUCACCAUCUUAUCCUACUGGUCAAGUUGACUCAUGGCCAAACCAAGAACAAAAACUUGAAGCAGUUCACUCCCCUGACGCUCUCGAAAUGAUACAAAGCCACCUAAAUCUCGUCAUUGGGGAAAAAUUUGUAGGACCCUUAAGCUCCAUGGUCGAGAUCAGCAAGCUCAAGCUUGGAAAGCUCUAUGCUGCCUCAAUCAUGUACGGUUAUUUCCUCAAAAGAGUAGAUCAAAGGUACCAGCUUGAGCGAAGCAUGAAAACGCUUCCACCGAGAAUUACUGACCCUCGAGUUCUUGAAAAUCUUAAACCUAAUCCUCUUUGGGAUAUGGAAUCCAUGGUUCAAAUUUCACCCGAUGGCGAUACUUCCGAACCUCUUGAUAGUGAUGAGCCAUAUCGGUUGAGGUCAUAUGUUAUGUAUUUGGAUGCAGAGACAUUGCAGAAAUAUGCGACAAUAAGAUCUAAGGAGGCGAUAUCGCUCAUAGAGAAGCAGACACAGGCGUUGUUUGGGAGACCCGACAUCAGAAUCGCGGAGGAUGGUUCGCUCGAUACUUCAAAUGAUGAGCUUGUGAGUAUCACUUUCGCGGGGUUGACGAUGUUGGUUAUGGAGGCAGUUACAUUUGGAUCGUUUCUUUGGGAUGCUGAGAGUUAUGUGGAAUCCAAGUAUCACUUUGUGUCUGGUUAAAUAGUUGAUUGUAAAUCUGAUUAGUUUUUGCCUAUGUACAAAUUUCUUAAAAAGGCAAUAGCUUUGACCUGUGUUUGUGUAAGUCAUGAAUUUAUUAAAAUUUAAUACUUCAUUUUAUGAGUAUAAGCUGUGAAUCAUCUCUAUUUA
This is a messenger RNA of Asparagus officinalis (garden asparagus), 1450 nucleotides long. RefSeq names its product UV-B-induced protein At3g17800, chloroplastic-like. Lineage: Eukaryota; Viridiplantae; Streptophyta; Magnoliopsida; Asparagales; Asparagaceae. The coding region runs from base 101 to 1303 and encodes 400 amino acids. The transcript is spliced from 3 exons. The record is from RefSeq and is a predicted model, not a curated record.